ACAUUUCAGUUCUGUGUGUCAGGUGUGUCAAUUCCCACCUGUGGAACCAUAUUAACACUAGGUGUGGAGUAGGCAAGCAUUUUAGUGCUUACCUGAGGGAGAAAAUGGCGUUUCAACUGCUGUUGUUGUUAUCACUCUUUGUAUUCACUGCAGGUGCAGAAAAGAAGACAGUAGACCCCAGAAUGCCAACCUGUGGAGACAUGGCUGAGAUUCUGGCAUGUCCACUCAAUCUGGCUCCAGUGUGUGGCACAGACGGGCAAACCUAUGCCAACGAGUGUGCCCUCUGCGUGCAAAGGCAGAUGUCUAAAGCAGACAUAUUAAUUUCCAAGGAAGGGGACUGCUGACCUCACCCUGGUGAUGAUGGAAACAUAAAUGUGAAUUUGAAAUCAACAAUAAAUAAAUAAAACUGAGUUUUGCAAAACUA
Messenger RNA from Clupea harengus (Atlantic herring), 424 nucleotides. RefSeq names its product serine peptidase inhibitor, Kazal type 4 (gene spink4). The record is from RefSeq and is a predicted model, not a curated record. Lineage: Eukaryota; Metazoa; Chordata; Actinopteri; Clupeiformes; Clupeidae. Gene Ontology annotation, molecular function: protein binding.